AUGGCAAAAGCUCCGGCCGGUGCCCGUCUUCGGGGCAAGGUUGCCAUUGUAACAGGAGGAGGCUCGGGCUUCGGCGCAGCCAUCUCUCGGCGCUUCGGUGAGGAGGGCGCCAAGGUCAUUCUCACCGAUAUCAAUGUCGAGAACGGAGAGAAGAUCGCCGCACAAAAUCCCGAGAACCUGCUCUUCCGCAAGAUGGACGUCACGAGCGCUUCGGACUGGGACGAGGUCAUGGAUCUUGCCUUUGCCAAAUUUGGUCGGUUGGAUGUGCUGGUCAACAAUGCCGGCACCACAUACCGGAAUAAGCCCACUUUGGAAGUCACCGAGGAGGAGUGGGAACGUGUGUUUAAUGUCAAUGUUCGGAGCAUCUUCCUUGCAUCGAAAGCAUUGAUGGGGCGGUUGAUCCAGCAGGGCCAAGGAGGUUCUAUGAUUAACAUCUCCUCCACUGGAGCUUCGAGGCCACGACCGGGAUUGGUGUGGUACAAUGCAUCCAAGGGUGCUGCCACCAAAGGGCUUGCGGCUGAGUACGGCCCCCACAAUAUCCGCGUCAACACAGUCUGUCCCCUCCUGUCCGGGACGGGUCUGUUUUCCAUGUUCACCGGCAUGGAGGACACGCCUGAGAAUCGUGAAAAGUUUAUCGGGAAUGUGCCCCUCGGCCGGUUGACCGACCCAGAUGAUGUGGCGAAUAUGUGUUUGUACCUUGCGAGUGAUGAGGGCAGUUUCAUCAACGGCACGGAGAUGAUCGUCGACGGUGGCAAGUGUAUCUGA
This is a messenger RNA of Aspergillus viridinutans, 765 nucleotides long. Its product is annotated as SDR family oxidoreductase. Lineage: Eukaryota; Fungi; Ascomycota; Eurotiomycetes; Eurotiales; Aspergillaceae. The record is from RefSeq and is a predicted model, not a curated record. The transcript has 4 exons. The coding region runs from base 1 to 765 and encodes 254 amino acids.